CCACCUCCCCAAGCUUAAAAAAUUUGUUUAUGAACUCAUGUUGCACCCGGUAUGACUAUGAUUUACCACCCACAGUUCAGAGUGGGGACACUGAAAUACGUGGCUCAUAGAGGCUGGUGGUACUGGGUCUUGGUGAGUAGGAGCAAGCAAGACACUGCCCAAAAGCACCUCUACCUGCAUGAGCAUCCGUCCACAGAUUGUUAUAAGUUUUACAAUGGACUCUCUUGUUGCAGCAAAUACCAAAUUUUGCUUUGAUCUUUUUCAAGAAAUAAGCAAAGAUGAUCGUCAUAAAAACAUAUUUUUCUCUCCCCUGAGCCUCUCAGCUGCCCUUGGUAUGGUCCGCUUGGGUGCUAGAAAUGACAGUGCACGUCAGAUUGAUGAGAUACUACACUUCAACGAAUUUUCCCAGAAUGAAAGCAAAGAACCUGACCCUUGUCUGAAAAGCAACAAACAAAAAGUGCUAGGUGACAGCUCUCUGGAGGGGCAGAAAAAAAUGACAGAGUCUCUGGAUCAGCAGGCUGAGUCCUUAAACAAUGAGAGCGGACUGGUCAGCUGCUACUUUGGGCAGCUUCUCUCCAAAUUAGACAGGAUCAAGACUGAUUACACACUGAGUAUUGCCAACAGGCUUUAUGAAGAGCAGGAAUUCCCAAUCCGUCAGGAAUACUCAGAUGGUGUGAUUCAAUUUUACCACACGACGAUUGAAAGUGUUGAUUUCCAAAAAAACCCUGAAAAAUCCAGACAAGAGAUUAACUUCUGGGUUGAAUGUCAAUCUGAAGGUAAAAUCAAGGAACUCUUCAGCGAGGACGCUAUUAAUGCUGACACUGUGCUGGUACUGGUGAAUGCUGUUUACUUCAAGGCCAAAUGGGAAACAUAUUUUGACCAUGAAAACACAGUGGAUGCACCUUUCUGUCUAAAUGCGAAUGAAAACAAGAGUGUGAAGAUGAUGACGCAAAAAGGCCUCUACAGAAUUGGCUUCAUAGAGGAGGUGAAGGCACAGAUCCUGGAAAUGAGGUACACCAAGGGGAAGCUCAGCAUGUUCGUGCUGCUGCCAUCUCAAUCUAAAGAUAACCUGAAGGGUCUGGAAGAGCUUGAAAGAAAAAUCACCUAUGAAAAAAUAGAGGCUUGGAGCAGCUCAGAAAACAUGUCAGAAGAAUCAGUGGUCCUGUCCUUCCCCCAGUUCACCCUGGAAGACAGCUAUGAUCUCAAUUCCAUUUUACAACACAUGGGCAUUACAGAUAUCUUUGAUGAAACGAGGGCUGAUCUUACUGGAAUCUCUCCAAGUCCCAAUUUGUACUUGUCAAAAAUUAUCCACAAAACCUUUGUGGAGGUGAAUGAAAAUGGCACCCAGGCAGCUGCAGCCACUGGGGCUGUUGUCUCGGAAAGGUCAUUACCAUCUUGGGUGGAGUUUAAUGCCAACCACCCUUUUCUCUUUUUCAUUAGACACAACAAAACCCAAACCAUUCUCUUUUAUGGCAGAGUCUGCUCUCCUUAAAAGGCGAGCACUGUCUAGUACUUUGGAGCUGGAGGAAAAUAUCAAUUACAAUCUUCCCCUGGCAUACGAUGGGCAUUUGAGUUUUUGGUAAUAUCUAAAGCAUUCCCUUCAUCCUCUAGCCAUCAGCGUAUGCUUAUCUUGAUCUUUCUGUCACCCUGUAGCUUAUUUUCAUCUGAAUCUGUUAGUAUUGAAGGGCUGUUGUUCUCUACCCUAAACUUUCAAGCAUGAAAAUUCACCCUCUGUGACCUGAAGGUCAACACAAUUCAGAACAGUACCUACCUCCUUUUGAAGGAAUCCUAAAAGUUCAGGUCAUUAGACCAUUUCUAAGAGAUGGCCACUUUAACAUGGGCGGCAAGAGAACAUAUCUGACUGGAACGUGUUUGGAAACUCAGCUCUGUUUCUGGGGUAGUUAUGAUUGUGGUCAUCACUGGGCAAGAUGCCCUGUUUCUUCCUUUGACAGCUACUGCAUGGAAGAUGUCCCGUGAGGUCUUUUCACCCAGGAGAAGGUAGGGCUUGGGUGUAUUUAAGUGGUAGCUCAAAGACGUAUGAAUGCCCCAACCAGCACUCAUUUUGCACAGAGCAGAGGAAUGAUAUUUGUCUUGUGAUUUUGACACUGCCCCAGGAAAGUGGCUAGUGGAUUUAGAGGAGGUUUAUCUCAGUUUUCCUUAUUGAGUCCCCCAACAUUAUCAUCAAACACUUUCCUCUGUCUCUCCUCCCCCUAGCUCCAAGAAUUCCCACCUAUGGCUAGUUCCUCUUAU
This is a messenger RNA of Symphalangus syndactylus (siamang), 2250 nucleotides long. It is a transcript of the gene SERPINB12, whose product is annotated as serpin family B member 12. The record is from RefSeq and is a predicted model, not a curated record. NCBI's taxonomy places the organism in Eukaryota, Metazoa, Chordata, Mammalia, Primates, Hylobatidae. Gene Ontology annotation, molecular function: serine-type endopeptidase inhibitor activity. Gene Ontology annotation, biological process: negative regulation of endopeptidase activity.